AUGGGAAGGGGAAAAGUAGUGCUUGAGAGAAUAGAGAACAAAGUGAAUCGUCAAGUAACCUUCUCAAAGCGAAGAAAUGGGUUAUUGAAGAAGGCUUGUGAGCUCUCUGUGCUUUGUGAUGUUGACGUUGCUCUCAUCAUCUUCUCUAGUCGUGGAAAGCUCUUUGAAUUUGGGAGCACUGACAUGAACAAGAUCCUUGAGAGGUAUCACCAGCGAUGUUACAGCUCUGGAUCAAGCACCAAUCUUGAUGAGAGUGACAUACAGAUAGAGGAAGUGGCAAAGCUGAGAGCCAAAUAUGAAUCUCUUCGACGUUCCAAUAGGAACUUUCUUGGAGAAGAACUUGAACCACUGAAUCUAAAAGAGUUGCAUAACCUUGAGAAACAGUUGGACAAAACUCUUUCACACACUAGACAGCGGAAGGCUGAGAUAAUGCUUCAAAAAUUAGCAGACUUGCGCAAAAUGGAGCAGGACCUUGGAGAUCAAAACACUCAGCUCAAGUCAAAGCUUGAAGAAGAACAACAAUGUAUGCAAGAAAAGGAAGAUGGCGAGGAAGAUCCAAUGAAUUACAAACUUGUGGGAGCUGACCCAAACAUGAACAUCCCUAGAUACUUUGAUCCCCAAGAAGAAGAGGGCAGAGGCAUGAUAGAAGCGGGGAAUAACGACUUAAUCCCAGAUUGGCUACUUUGA
This is a messenger RNA of Benincasa hispida (wax gourd), 687 nucleotides long. Its product is annotated as agamous-like MADS-box protein MADS3. Gene Ontology annotation, molecular function: RNA polymerase II transcription regulatory region sequence-specific DNA binding; DNA-binding transcription factor activity; protein dimerization activity. Gene Ontology annotation, biological process: positive regulation of transcription by RNA polymerase II. The record is from RefSeq and is a predicted model, not a curated record. Gene Ontology annotation, cellular component: nucleus. Lineage: Eukaryota; Viridiplantae; Streptophyta; Magnoliopsida; Cucurbitales; Cucurbitaceae.